AGCAGCCACAAUAUAGUGUUAUCUUAACCAUUCCAAAAAAGACAAUAAUGGAGAACCAGCUUCCAAAUGGCAAAAAGGCAUUGGAAGAAGAGUUAAUCAGAGGGCAUGGCAUGGCAAAUCAGUUACUUGAAGUACUUGUUCAGGAUAAAUUGAACACUCACCUUGAAGAGGAGGGUAGCUCAAAGUCAGUGUUACCAUUUGUUGAAGAUCUUGUUCGCAAAGUGUUGUGUUCAUUCACAAAUACCCUUUUGAUUUUGAACUCCAAUAAUGAUGUUUCCAAUGAGGUCGCAGCGUCUAUCACUCUCAGAGAUGUCUCUUCGUCCAUUAAUUGCCCAAAGCUGCAGUCGGUGGAUGAAACUUGCAAGAGUCCCAAUAUUCUCAACCCUAAAAGUGGAAGCGGGUGCUACAAAAGAAAAUCAAUUGCGCCAACUUGGAAAAAGGACAGCUCAAUACUGAUUGAAGAUGGCUAUACAUGGAGAAAGUACGGACAAAAAAUGACGCAGUCCAAAUACCUCAGGAGCUACUAUAGGUGCACUCACAAAAAUGAUCAGGGAUGCCAAGCAAUCAAACAAGUACAGAGAAUUCAAGAUAACCCUCCAUUGUACCGAACAACCUAUUAUAGCCACCACACUUGUAAAAGCCCUAUGAAUCCCGAGAUCAUUGUGGAACCUUUUUCUCCCUCUGCCUCUUCCAUAUUACUUAGCUUCGAUAACAACCUUCAGAGCAAACAAGAAAACCCGUUUUCCUCAUCAAUACUUGCAUCAACCAAACAUGAGCCCCAGGAAGUGAUUCACAAUGAACAUAGUGCUCAAAAUAAAUUGUCUACAUUUGAAAACCUCCUAUUUUACGAUUAUGACAUUCCUUUUGAUUAUUCGAGGAAUGCCACUUUGCUAUCAUCGACUGAAGCCGUUCAAUUUGAGAAUGUUUAUGAGCAGUAUGGAUUUUGAUGGCUAGGUAUUUGUUUCGGAGGGUAACUUCAUCAUGUUAGAAUUGCGCAGAGCUUAGAUCUGUAUGUUGUAUUAGCUAGUAGUUCUUCAAUAAAACUUUGUUGUCUUAAAUGUUGUCAAAACAAUACACACGUACACAUGUGAUAAUAACCAAUUUUAUAAUGAGAAAUGAUAGC
Messenger RNA from Glycine soja, 1123 nucleotides. RefSeq names its product WRKY DNA-binding transcription factor 70-like. The transcript is spliced from 3 exons. The coding region runs from base 48 to 947 and encodes 299 amino acids. Lineage: Eukaryota; Viridiplantae; Streptophyta; Magnoliopsida; Fabales; Fabaceae. Gene Ontology annotation, biological process: regulation of DNA-templated transcription. Gene Ontology annotation, molecular function: sequence-specific DNA binding; DNA-binding transcription factor activity. The record is from RefSeq and is a predicted model, not a curated record.